UUAAUUGUCAGCUUUACAAAUCAAGACUGAUUCGCAAUACCUUUUAGUCAUGCUCACUAAUUCAUUCAACUUCAGGUUCCGCUUGAUUUGACGAUCCAACGAUGGUAGGGAUAAAUACCAAGCUUUCUCAGCUGCAUGUUGUUGCCAUCCAAUGGUCCGUACAUACAUAGCCUCAACAUCAUCAGAAUGACCGAUAGAAAUCUCCAGUUUCUUCAGCGCCAGACUUCGCCGUCCACCGGCCUCUCCUACCUCACCAACGCCACGAUUCCGCAGCCCUCGAUCCAGCAAAUCUCCCUCUUCAUCCCGGGUUUUGGCUGUCCAGCCACCGACUACAUUCCCCUGAUCACUCACCUCCACACCCCCGACCACGCCCUCAGCGCAGGCCACGUCUAUGUCGUCGUCGACCUCCCAGGCCACGGCCAGUCACCCAACUCCAUCCUACCCACCCCUGAGACCGGAGGAAUCAACGAGCUCCUCGUUCAGCUGCACGCAGAACUGCUCUCCACCCACCUCCCAUCCUCAUCCCCCAGCUCUAACCAGUCUCCAAUCCCCACCACCCUCUACGGUCACAGCAUGGGCACCUUGACCGUCCUCGACCUUUUUGCCCACACACUCACUACCGCCCCCUCUCCCCUCAAAGUUACGGGGAUAAUCCUCCUCGACGGCCCCUACGCUGGCACGACACCCCCGACUCCCUUCGACCUGACAACCCUCGCCACGUACGCCGAACACUAUCGCAGCACCAUGCCCGACCGCAUCGCCCAGUGUUUCGGCCCGCACACCAGCCCGGAAACUGUCGCCACCGUGCAGGAAACAUACUCCCGCCUGGACUUCGCGUACCUCAUACGGAUGUCGCAUUACUACGGGACGGUCGAUGGGCGAGUCGCGCAGAUCCUGCACGCCCUCAACCGCCACAACGACCAGUUGGUGGCAACGGGCGAAGACCCAGUACGGUUGCUGGACGUGCAAAGCCAGGAGGGCGAUUUCGAGAACGAGCGGAAGAGCCUUCGCAAGGGCGACGUGACGGCGCACGCGGCGUUUGUCCGGGAGAAACUGGAUGGGCGGUGGUUGCGGGAGUAUGUCGUGGAGGGGACGGGGCAUUUUCCGCACCUGGACGAUGUGGAAGAGGUUGGGGGAGUAAUUAGAGGCUUCCUUACUGAGGAGUUGGUUUAGAUUUUGAGACUUCGAUUAG
Aspergillus japonicus CBS 114.51 is the source of this 1192-nucleotide messenger RNA. RefSeq names its product alpha/beta fold hydrolase. Bases 136 to 1173 code for a protein of 345 amino acids. Lineage: Eukaryota; Fungi; Ascomycota; Eurotiomycetes; Eurotiales; Aspergillaceae. The transcript has a single exon. The record is from RefSeq and is a predicted model, not a curated record.